Arachis duranensis is the source of this 2281-nucleotide messenger RNA. RefSeq names its product putative zinc finger protein CONSTANS-LIKE 11. Gene Ontology annotation, molecular function: zinc ion binding; protein binding. Lineage: Eukaryota; Viridiplantae; Streptophyta; Magnoliopsida; Fabales; Fabaceae. The record is from RefSeq and is a predicted model, not a curated record. Bases 231 to 1445 code for a protein of 404 amino acids. The transcript has 8 exons.
CGUUCCUUGCUAUUGGCUGAAUCUUUAUUUCAGCAGUUUCUGGAUUUGUUCAAAUGAAGGGUUAGAAGCUAUAACAAGGACAAAGCUGAAUCAAUACCAUUGGAGCUUAAUUCAGUAGCAUUGAUUGAUCAGUUAGAGAGAAUUCAUGAUUUCAUAUAGCAUGUGCAAUGUUGGAGCCCACUGUAAUUAGCAUUAAUCACUUAAUUUAAUUUAUAUUAUUCAUAUAAAGCAUGAGAUUUGAGAGGAUCAUGGAAUUUGAAACACUAUGUGAGUGCUGUGGGGUUGCAAGAGCCAUUGUUUAUUGCAAAUCAGAUUCUGCACGUUUGUGCAUGGAUUGUGAUGUGUCCGUACACAGUGCAAAUUGUUUAUCUAUGAGGCACCUUCGUUCUCUCUUAUGUGACAGGUGCAAUUCCGAAGCAGCAAUUGUUCAUUGCAUUGAGGAAAAGUUGUCAUUUUGCCAAGGUUGUUGUGAAUUGAACCAAAAUGGGUGUUCAAUUUUGGGACACAGGCUUCAAUCCUUGAAUUGUUACAAAGGUUGUCCCAAUUUCACUGAUUUGCCUGGCUUGUUCUCCUUUGUUCUCGAUGAUUAUUCCUGUUCAAGUGGUUUGGACCAUAAUGGUGGCGGCAGCGGAUCAAUUGACACAUCAUUGCCUAGAAGUGAAAGCUGCAAUAGCAAGUGUUUGGAGCAGCUUGUUAACACUAUUAACAAUGAUGGCAAUUUCGGUUUUGUUAAUGAAAAGUUGAAGGAAACAGAAUACUCUGGUGACCAAGCAAUCUUCCUUCCAAACCUUCCAAAGCUGCAGGAAUGUCCAAAUUUGAACGAUCUAGGAAUCCAUGAUGGUGAUGGUCUCAACAUGGAUAAUUUUCAAUUUAACUUUGAAAACACUGAUGAAAUAUUUGACUAUUCUCAAAUUGAUACAACAUACCAAGUUGUUAAUGGAGGAAUGGACUGUGAAUUAAUGGGAAAUAACAUAUCAGCAACAGAAUCUAAUGCUCUUUUCGAGAGUACAAUAGAGGCUGGUGGAUCAGCUAGCGAGAUGUAUGGAAUCAACAGCAAUGAGAAUUGUGUGCUUAUGCCUCCUAGCUGCAAUGAAAACAGCAAUCUGGGAUUCUCAAAGGGUGGUCAACUCUAUUCAAGCAUGUCACUUCCACUUCCUAACGGCGAGAGUGAAAUUGGUGCUACAGAUUAUCAAGAUUCUGGUUUGUCAUCGAUGUUCCCGAUGGGUGAUUUGUCUAUGGAACCAAUCUCAAAGGGUACAUGCCAGCAAGCUCGGGAGAAAGCAAAAUUGAGAUUAAAUGAGAAAAAGAAAAAUCUAAGGUUUGGUAAGCAAAUAAGAUAUGAAUCUCGCAAAGCAAGGGCUGAUUCGAGAAAACGUGUGAAAGGUAGAUUUGUGAAAGCAGGCGAAGCAUAUGAUUACGAUCCUAAGAAGACAAGGAGCCUCUAAACAUGUUAUAUCUGUAGCACUGUCCUUUCCUGCAAAUAUGUCCUGCUAAUGUUAAGGAAGUGUAAGAGGUAACAGAUAUGUUGCAUAGAGGAGCAGAAAGUUUGACAGAUUCAAGUUGCCUCAAACUUCAGGCACCCAAAGGAUCUAGUUCCUAAUGUGCAUACCAUUUGCUACUGCUCCAUGACCAAAAAUAGAAAAAGACCCUUUGUUGCAUAAAACUUAGAGUUGGAGAUAGCCAAUUUUAUUUCCCGCUUCUAUGGUGUGUUUUGAGAGGAGAUAUGCAUGGUGAUCCAUAUUUGAAAUUUAACUCUUCAGGGUCCACCUACCUUUUUUCCCUGUUUUAUAGGGGGCUUUUAUAUGGUAUUUGAAUACCAUCAAGGAAUAAAAGAGAAACUGGUGUACAAAUUGUAUCUACAUACAUUGAUUUCAAGAUGUACAGAAUAAUGAUAGUGACAGAUACAAGAGAACGGAGCAGAAAGAAGGAGUAUUCUUAAUCCAUUGUUCGUUAGAAUAGUGAAAAUGCCAAGUAUUGAUUCAAAAUUUGAGACAACUAUUGUUGAGUUGGCGGAAAUGUUACUUUCUUAAUUAUCUUCAAGUUCAAAACAUUGCUCCUGUGGCUUGAAGGAAAUUUCAUUUUCUGGCAUUGGUGACUCUGAAUGACCACUCCUGUUCCAUUACUUGGUUGAAGUUUAGGGUUGAGAGAGGCUGUUUCCCACUACCCUUCUUCCUUCUUUUUUAUGUAUAGAUGUAUGCAAAUAUUGCUGCAUGGCAAUAGUGCAGGUAAAGCUUUAUCAUCAUCUCUAGAGGAACAACCAUAUGAGAUGAUUUCAAACAAU